This is a messenger RNA of Vanessa atalanta (red admiral), 5986 nucleotides long. RefSeq lists its product as uncharacterized. Lineage: Eukaryota; Metazoa; Arthropoda; Insecta; Lepidoptera; Nymphalidae. Gene Ontology annotation, molecular function: mRNA binding. Gene Ontology annotation, cellular component: cytoplasm; post-mRNA release spliceosomal complex; nucleus. The record is from RefSeq and is a predicted model, not a curated record. The coding region runs from base 163 to 2238 and encodes 691 amino acids. The transcript has 10 exons. Gene Ontology annotation, biological process: regulation of mRNA stability involved in response to oxidative stress.
UUGUGUUUUCAGUUAUGUGUGAAUUCUGAAUUAUCGGAUCAAUAACUACUCUAGUUACCUGUUACCUUGUAAAAAUAAGCGAUGUCAUUCUAUCAUCGCUUAAAAAAACAUUUCUUUGGGCAAAUGUAUUAAGUUUUUGAGUUUCCGAGUUUGUUUAUCAAAAUGGAGUCGAACGAAAACGGCGAUAACGGCAAUCGAAAUGCGCCGCCGGAGUCCUUGGAAAUAAUCGUUAAAAGAGAGCAAAAUGAUGACUUUGUAUGUGAAAUUAACAAUAUGCAUAAUCAAAACGAGACGCAAAAUAGCUCUAACGAAAAUCAAAGAAGUGGCGUCAAACGCAAAUCUGAAGAAAAUCCUUUAAAUAUGCAGGAAGAUGAUAGGGUGAGUGAAGUCGACACUGACUCCAAUGUACUAGUAAAAAGACCGAGGUAUUCAGAAUCACAGUGUGAUGAGUCUCUUGAAAAUUCAAAUGAUAUUGUUGACGCAAAUAGCUUGCAGAUUAAAGAAGAAACAGUAAACUACACUUUGUAUGUUUCAAACUCACCCGGAGAAUGGACGUCUCAGCAAAUCAUAGAUUUUAUUAAAGAUGAGUGCGGAAUUAAUAUUUCAAGAAUUAAUGAUAGCAGGGCAGGAAAUACGAAUUCAGAUUUUCAAAUAAAACUUAAGUUUCCAAAUAAGGAGCAAUCGACCAAAGUUUAUGAUAAGUUGAAGGAGAUGGAGGCAGCAGGCAAACUGAGAGUACAUACAGAUGAUGAUAUGGAGGAAACAGUUUGUGAUAUACAGUCUACCUCAAGCGCACAAAUAGAUGAAAGGGCGUCGAACAGAGCAACGUCUGAUCCACCGGAGCCGAGAGUUGAUUUUGAGUUAGCGUCUGGUGAAAAUUCUUUUUAUAUAAGAGAAGAGUACCUGGAGUCUCUGGGCAUCAUAUUGCCUCUAACAAACUGGGUGACGGUAACUAAUUUCCGAUGUGAUAAGACGGAGUUAAAAGAAGUCUUCGAGCUGGCUGGCAGAGUUCUCGUAUGCUCUGUAUAUUCUAUGACCAAUAAAUACGCUAACAUCAUGUACAGCCAUCCACUUGAAGCUGUCCAGGCAAUAUCCAUGCUCAACGGUCAGAAGUUAUUUGGGCAAACUCUCAAAGUAACGAUGAACAAUUCCCGAGAUACAAACACGCUUUUACCCAAGGGCUUGGCGGAUGUCGGACCCGGUCUGGGGAAGUACGGGAAAGGACUUCCGGAUCUAGUCGAGCAGUUUAAGCGUUUCGUCAAGGGUCAGACAUCGUCGAUCGACGCUCACUUGUUUCAACCAGAGCUCCUGAGGGAUUUUGGUGUUGAUGCCUAUCGAGAAACACCAACGCCGUUCGUACGUUCGGCCCCCAGUGAGAGUUCAAGCGUACAUAUCGAUAACGUAUCGGAACAGGGAAGCGAUGUAUCGGCGUGUGAAUCGGUUGUGAGAAAUAAUGGGAAUCUCUUUGGAGCGAUCGGGCAGAGGGUAUCACAUGCGAGCACUCCGGCGCCGGCUAGUGUCCAGCUCCACAACAACCGCGUGUCAACCUUCACUCCCAUGAGCCAGCCGUUGAUAAUACGAGGGACGAACAGCAACAUGAUGCCCAUCCCGUCUGGAUCCAUGCAACGUCCAAGACAAAUGGCACCAAUUUCCAAUCCCUUAACAAUUUACGCUAACUGUCCACCGAUAGCUGGCGUUGAUACAUCAAACUCAGCCAGAGGCUUCAAUAUAAGCGUGAUCGGUUCAGGUAAUAUGCCCGUGCUCCCUGGUCCGAUAAUAACUCGGGGCCCCAUGCCUAGCCCCAUGGCUCCUAUGAGAAGACCAGUACCGGUGACUAUUACCCAUCUGUCGACUGCAAAUCGUUUUCCUGCUCCGGGUCCAAGGAACGUUGGCCCAGUGACCGGUCCUCCAAGGGGUCCAGCCCCGGUUAGACCGAAUCCAAGCAUUCAAAUUACAAACACAAGAAGGUCCAAUGGACCUAUUUUAACAUUGAGGCCAUAUAUGUCACAAGCGACAACCGGAUCUAAUGUUCAAAUGAUCAAAGGCGCUGAUGCGGUAACAGUCCAGAUAAGCGGCCUACCGCCGUCGACGAACUUUGUCAAUCUCGGACAAAGUUUGUCGGAAUUCGGCAACGUCCUGUUUCUGGAGUUCACCACGCCCGGUUGCGCUGUUGUGCGUUUUGCGAGCCCUUCUGAUGCUGAUAGAUGCCUUCAAAACUUUAGAAAUGUUAUCGGAUGAAAUUCAAUGAUAUGCGGAGGAUUCAUUCCAUCGAUCCUGGCAUUUCUCAUGAUUCUGUGUAAGGUAACGAGCAUCUUCAUUAUAUUCUACUUCAUACUAGCAUUUACAACAUUGAUUUGUCAUAUAUUUAUAUCAUAUAAUCAUUAAUAUGUUCUUCGAAAGACAUGUAAUUUAGGAUAUUUGAAAAAAAAAUAAGAAUAUUUUUAGAUCUGCUUCUAUUAUGGCUUUACAAUGUUUAUUUAUAUUUUUAAUUGCGAUUAAGAUUAAGCGCUAACAAUUAAUGCUGUAUUGAUGUGUCGAUGUCAUUAAAAAUACUACUAGUAAUAUCAAUUUAAUCAAAUAAUUAUAAUAUUAACUUAAGAGCAUCAUAUAAAAUGCCAUAGACAAUUGGGUAUUUGAAUGAGAAAUAAUUAAAUAUUUCAUUUACGAAUAUAUCUUUUUUUUUUUUAAAUAGUUAUAUACCGUUAGUAAAUUCACGUGACUAGUUGGCGCAACUAUGAAUAUUUGAUACGUCAUAUAGUGCACGGUGACGUCAUGAGAUGUUUAUCGAAUUAUUUAACAUUAUGAGGUCACAACGACUAGGAAAAUUUUGGCGCGUCACGGUACUAAAUUUAAAAAUGUCUUUGUAGAUCGAUAUAUUUUUAAUUAUUAUUAAUAAAAAAAUAUGAAUAGUUUUAUAUGAAAUUAUUUGUCGCGUGUCUUUACUCGCUUAGACCUCAGGAGUAAGGCAUAAGAAGCCUAUGUCCUUCCUUGGGUUUCAAGCUACGAGGCAUCGUACCAAAUUUCAUCAAAUUCGGUUUAGUAGUUUAGGCGUGUCAGAGACAGACUGACGGAAGGACAGAAUGACUUCCGCGUUUAUUAUAUUAGUAUAGAUUUACAUCAAUUUAUAUUAAAAAAAAAACCAUUCAAAUAUCCAAUUUUAGUUCGUUUUAAUAACAUCUUUUCAUACAUUAAAAUAGAUUAAGUAUUAUUUUUAUGUAUGUGUUAUUACUUGAUCAUUGUGUAUAUCAUUUGUAUUAGACUUCGAUGUUAAGAUAAGUCUUAGUCAAUUAGAUUUAAUCUAUAUUUGUCGUGUUAUAUAUGUCACCGUAAGAUUACAAACAUUACAAUCUAUCUCGUCAGAUUGUAAACUGUCGAAAUAUUGUGAACCGUGAUAUUUCACGAUGAUUGCAAUUUAACGCAUUAUUUUUCGCUAUAUUGUAUCGAUCUUACGGUGAAAUAUAUAAGACACUGAAUACUUAUAUUUAAAUAAAUGUGUUUAAUAUUAUAUUGAGAUCUUAAUGUCGUCAUAGAAAACAGUUUUAAAUGUAUCGUAGUUAACAACUCACAUAAAUCUACUUAAACUACAAUUUUAUAAACGACUAAUCCUCUAAGGGAGCGUUGUAACAGAUAUUUGGUGUUUAAUAUUAAUAUAAUGUAUUACUAGGGUAGCUAUCCGGUUAGGUUAGUCCGGAUUUUUUUUUUAUAUUCGUUAAAAUUAUUUAAAGCAUUAUUAUUCGGCAUCUCACAACGCUUGCUUAUCGUAUGCUUAAACUAUUGAUAAAGUAUUCCUUUGAUAUGAUGGAGUCACUAAUUAGGUAAUAAACGCAAAUAUAUUAAACACAAAGGAGGUCGCGGUUUUAAACCAUUUAUUAAUAAAUGAGUAAGUGAAUUUCAAUUUUAUUUGACAAAAAAUGUAUAUUAAAAUAUACGUAUAAUGUUUCAAUAUAAACAAAAAUUAAUUUUGAAACCUUAUAUCAUAGGUAAGGUUGUUGAUAUUCUAUGUUAAAUUUUAACUCAUCACACCCGAAGAUGUUUCAAUGCUAACUGGUCGUCUUCUCACAAUUUUCAAAUAUGGUAUUCCUACUUAUUGCCAUAGUUUGAAUAUUUAUAGCUCACGAACUAGUCCCUAAGGGUGGAUAUAUUCGAAAAACAUUGUGAUAAAUUUAUACAUAUUGUAUCAGGGUCUAAAAUACUGACCCUUGUAUUGAUGGGGGAUUAUUUAUACGGGAUAAGAUAUAAGGUGCGCUCAUAAUGUAAAAAUAUAUGUGUAUUUUGGACUCUUUUUAAAAUACGUCCAAAGCGUGUGCCAAUACGGUUGUAAAGAUAUUGAUUAAUUAUAUAAAUACAUAAACGAGCGCGGUAUUAUUAAGGGUGAUAAGUAUAACGGUCGGCAGGGAAUUAGUAAAGACUCGUACUAUUAUAAAUUUAUCAGUAAAUAAUUAAGGAUGGAUUGACAGUUGAUCAAUGACAUUUAUGACGUUUUGUUACAGAUUAAAAAUCUGUUUUUGCCGCCAUUAAAAUUUAAUUUCGUCUCGCUCACGUAUUCAUAUCAUUUGCUAUUAAGUUGCACAACUCAUCCUAUUUUUUAUAUUAGUUAUAAUAUAAAGGUAUUUAAAGAAUUAAAAUAAGACAAAAUUCGAAUUAAUAUUUUGUGACUUAGAAUUAAGCGUGUUCGUAGUUUUUAAUCACUUAUUGAAAAACAUUAUAAAUGUUUCCUAGAUAUAAUGCCAAAUAUUUUUUUUCUUGAACAAUUAAUUCAAGAUAUAUUGAUGUACUUAAAUGUUAGAUUAAGAUAAGAUUCGUCUCGGAUAUUAAAGAUGGAUCUCACUUUAGUUUAGAAAUAAGAAAUUAUAUUACGUUCUAUUUAUUAAGAUACGUUGCACUAUUUGUUUUAUAAAAACGUACAAAUAUUUAUCGUUUCACUUAAGAAUUUUCUCGUUAUACGAAAUUUAUUAUUUUUAUAAAAUUGAAAGACUGGUAUUUUUAUAGUAUUCCAAAUAGUUGUACUCUUAACAUAUUGCCAGUAAAAAUAACUAUCUAGUCUAUAAAAAAAUAUAUAUAUAUUUUGUCGAUGGUUUCGUUAAAAACAAAUGCGUUUCGUUACACUUAUAAAGUUUAAAUUCAAUUUAGGUAAAUAUGUACAUGAAAUCAUGAUAAAAUAUAUAUAUUUUUACCUUAAUAAUUAUUCUCUUAUAAUUGGCAGUUAACACUUAUUUAACCAGAAAAUUCUUUAUGUUAAUUCGUGAUACUAAUCACUUGUGUAAUAUUAGCUUAUAAAGUCAAAUCAUAACACGCCUAAUACUUUUAAAGUAUUCUAAGCUUUAUACACAAUUACAUUCUUGUUGCGUACUGCAGUUUAUUAAAAUUUAUUACAAAAUAAGUAUUAAGUUUUUUAAGUUACAAUAAGUGUAAAUUAUUUAUUUUAUUAUGUUUAAUUUAAUUGAUAAUGAUGCAUUUGUAAUUUGAUGUUUAUGUAUAAUAUGGGUGUCUAUAAGUGUCUACUAAGGUUUCUUCACACCAAACCCGCCUACGCGCCGACUUGGGGUGACAUCGGUGGCAUGUCUGAAUUGCGUAUGCUCUCAGUUGCGUGGCUACAGACUAAAGUGUAGUGACUACGGUGACGCAAUCAACUUGGUCUAACCUAACACUUUCGGAUCGUUUAGAGGGAGUGAUAACAAUUCCACUGUUAAGUAAAUGGUAAAAGACUUUUGAUUGAAUUGAGUUCGGGAGAUAUGACAUGCGACGUCUCCCCACAAGCUGCAAUCGUUUACUACAUGAAGUGGUAUAUUCUCUCCGACAGAGUUUUCCUACUAAAACGAUAUGUGAAAUCGCGUAUCCACCAACAACACAGCCGUUGACACGAGUCAGCGGUACGGCGGUUUUUUGUGUGUAGACUCCUUUAUUUAUAACAACUGCAUUUUUAACCAAUUUAUAAUUAAUCAUGGAUGGUCCACGUGUUUAAGUAAUAUUAAAAAGAAUAAAUGGU